AUGUAUGGACGAACAUCACAAAGAAUAUGUAAUCAUGAUUUAACAGGUCGGACAUUCGAGAAAACAUGUGCAAAUAUUGAACAAUCGAAGUAUCAAACAAAGCUUCGUUGUCAGGACAAAUCGACAUGUCAAAUGUUAAUUGAUAAUCAAAUCUUCACAGAUCCGUGCGGGCCAACCAUCCCGAAACACUUCGAAGUUCACUAUCGAUGCAUCAACAAAGAGCAAAUCUGUUCAAGAUUGUUCGCGAAUUGUUCCAGAUCGAGAGAUAUCAGAUGUAUUCAAAGAAUUGAAGAAGACUUCUCUUGUUCAUGCCCAUCAAACAUAUGUCGAUACCAUAAUCAACAGAUAAUUGGCUUCGUCGAAAAUGUUUGUUUAGAAGAACAUCUUCAAGGAUUUCAUUGGGUUAAAACACCGAUUAACACCAGUCAAUCUCGUUCAUGUCCUUCUCCUUGUCAUGGAAAAAUUUCACGUUUUUGUCAAUCAAAUCAUCAGUGGUCAAAAGCAAAUUACACUAAUUGUGAAUGUCCGAUAAAGCAAUCCGAUCAAUUAUCAACACAUCGUCAGGCCAAUGGCUAUGUCUUUCAAUGUAAUUUUUGGCUAAUCAAUCGACUAUUGCCUAAGGAGAAUUUAUGCAUUCUUUCAUUUGCCAAUUGGAACGAACCGACGAAUGAUGAUGAUGAUGGGAAUAGUCAAUCAUUCGAUUGCCUUCUAAGUGCCUUCAAAGGAAUGACAUUUUCAUCGUGUUUGGGAACGAGUUCCUUUGGAAUUGAUUUUCAGAAUUUCAUCUUUGAAAUUCACUUUCCGAAAUUCAAUCAAAGUCAAAUUCAUUUCUUAGCAAAUAAUUACGAUCGAGAAAGUAACAUUCCAUUUAAUCGAAUUCUCCUCGACCGAACGGAUAUUAUCAAAGAACAUUCUCAUGCUAAUUUACCCAUGAUGGUUAUCGAUACGAAAAAUCAAUCAGUUAUUUUAAUUGAACAAGGAAAUGAUUUCAAUUUAGUACAGACAGGCAACGUGACCGUGAUGUUUCGGCGACCGCCAUCAGAUUCCUAUUAUUAUCAAUGUCGCGCUUAUCGUUCGACGAAUUUCUCAUUCGAAUUCGAUUCGACAAAUAUGUUUUUUGCAUGUCAAUCAAUGUGUUCGAACGCUAGUCAUGUUAUAUGUCAAUGUCCAUUUUUCAAUCCAUUCAUGCAUUAUCACUUGCACAUCGAUAAGUCAAGAGCAAGAAAUGAUUUCAAUGACGAGUGUUUAGACGAGAUCAAUCAGUCGAUUGAUGAGAGUUUAAAUAGAAUCGAUCGAUAUCUGAAGAAUAUCUCAUCAAUCCAAUCUGCUAAAAAACUUCUUGCAUUUAUUGAUAAACUAGUUGAGCGAGAAUAUAAUUGGAAUGUGACUUAUCGAAUGAUUAAACAAAUGGAAUAUCUCGGCUUGAAAAUACUUCGCUUAUCGAAAUCAUUCACUUCGAUACAUUCUCAUAUUGAAUUCUCUAUUGAAUCGAAAAAGAUUCGAUUUCAAAAUUCGGAUCAGUCCGUGUCGAUCUCAUUUCCCAGCGAGAAAAUUCUCGAUGCCAAGUUUCAGUUGAUAUUCUUCACCAUUCAAACAAAUACAUUAAAUAGUCAAUUGGUGACUGUUUAUUCUUCACCGAAAGGUCAAGUGAAUGAAGAUAUUCAAAUCGAAUUUCGUCAUUUGAAUGCAUCUGAUCGAAUUCCAACUUGUGCCUAUUUGAAAACUUUCGAAAAUGUUGUGCAAUGGGCUACUGAUGGUUGUCAAUUAGUAUCAACAAAUUCAACCCAUUCGAUAUGUUUAUGUAAUCAUCUGAGCACGUUCGCACUAUUAACAAACUUUGAAAAGCCGAUAAGCAAAUGGACGAGAAAUCAGACGCUGUCGAUAUCGAAACUUGGCUGUGUAAUAUCCAUUUUAUGUCUUCUACUCACAAUUAUUCUACUGAUUAUCAUACGAUCCCGUACGAAUGUUGAUGAUGAUUUGACAACUGUUCGAAGUAUUCUUCAUACAAAUAUGUUGUUGUGUUUAAUUAUUGUCCAAAUAUUAUUCCUGUUUGGUAUUGAUCAAACGAAAUAUAAAUUCGGAUGUCGAAUUAUAUCGAUUCUAUUGGAUUAUUUCCUCCUUGCGAGUAUCUCCUGGAUGUUCGUCGAUGGCAUCGAAUUGUUAAUCGCUCUAAAACAUGUAUUUAAAAUCGAUCGUAUACGUUUAAUUGCUUAUUCUUUAUAUUCAUAUGGAUUUCCGUUAUUAAUCGUGUUUCUUUCCAUAUCAUUGUCAGCAAAAAUCGAUAACGAGUCGAAUCAAUAUUGUUGGUUAUCACAUGAUAAUUCAUUUAUUUGGGCAUUCGCAAUACCGUUUAUCCUUUUAAUACUUGCGAACCUUUGUUUUCUGAUGAUAUCAAUCUACUCGAUAUGUAGCAAAUUGAAACCAUCGGAAUACAUUAGUCAAAUCAGAAGUUCAUUGCGUGAUAUGUCGAUCAUAUCGAUUCUAUUUGGUUUAACGUGGAUAAUUGCAUUAGUUUAUCUCUAUAGUCAAACAAUAUCAUUUGCAUAUAUCUUUACUCUAUUGAAUUCUGUUCAUGGACUAUCGAUAUUCAUCUUUUAUGGUUUGAUACAAAAACAUAUUCGAAAUUCUUUCGGCAAGUUUUGCUGUCGGAACAAAGCUCAUUCCUCGUGGCUUCGCUGUUUUAUGAAAUCAAAUGAAAAUUCAAAUCACCUGCAUACAAAAUCACUUGAACAUUUUUCGCUACCAGACAAUACAAGUAGCAGCGGUUACAGUUCAGCACACUCAUCCGACCUUAACAAUAAGCAGCUUUUAUGCAAUCAAACUUUAGAUUAUUCGACUCAUUUAUCUCGGCCGAUAUCUUUUCAUAAUCAAUACAACAGACGAUCAUGUUUAGUUCAUGAAACUUCUUAUUUACCGAGUAUACCGAAUAACUUAUUACCGAAUCGCUUGAGUACGUUUCGAUAUCAACUACCAGCAAAUGAGACUCGUAUCUCUCACGAACAGAAUGAACAAUUGCUUCAAAAAACUCAAAUUCAUGAUGAAGAUCAUCAGUAUUAUGAGAUUGGUUAA
This is a messenger RNA of Adineta ricciae, 3069 nucleotides long. NCBI's taxonomy places the organism in Eukaryota, Metazoa, Rotifera, Eurotatoria, Adinetida, Adinetidae. The record is from the annotation of a GenBank genome assembly.